This is a messenger RNA of Dioscorea cayenensis subsp. rotundata (Guinea yam), 1850 nucleotides long. Its product is annotated as (-)-germacrene D synthase-like. The transcript has 6 exons. The coding region runs from base 2 to 1546 and encodes 514 amino acids. Gene Ontology annotation, biological process: diterpenoid biosynthetic process. NCBI's taxonomy places the organism in Eukaryota, Viridiplantae, Streptophyta, Magnoliopsida, Dioscoreales, Dioscoreaceae. Gene Ontology annotation, molecular function: terpene synthase activity; magnesium ion binding. The record is from RefSeq and is a predicted model, not a curated record.
GAUGAAACAAAGAAUGCAAGUACUCGUUAAGGAUGUAAAGAUUUUGCUAAAGGAUGCAAAGGGUUCAAUGAGAGAGGAGAUGCAACUCAUUGAUGCACUCCAACGCCUUGGUGUGGCUUAUCACUUUGAACAAGAGAUCAGUGAAGCGUUAUGGUUCGUUAAUACUUCUAGUUCUUCUGGUCACCAUUCAUACAGUGACGACGAUCUUCAUUUUGUUGCUCUUCGGUUUAGAUUACUAAGAGAACGUCACUAUUAUGUUCCACCAUAUGUCUUUAACCAGUUUAUGGAUGGCAAAGGAAAGUUCAAAGAAGAAGUGAGUAAUGAUUUGAAUGGUUUGUUAAGCUUGUAUGAAGCAGCUUACCUUGGAAUCCCUGGAGAGGAUUUGUUGGAUGAAGCCCUUGAUUUCACAAGAAGCCAUUUGCAGUCUCUUGUGAAGCAUAUAGGACCAAGCCUAGCACGAAAAGUUAAGCAUGCAUUGGAAGCACCUUUGAGAAAGAGAAUGACCAAAUUGAAUGCCAGAUUAUAUAUACCCAUUUAUGAAGAAGACACUGAAGCAAAGAACGAUGUUGUGCUUGAGCUUGCAAAGCUUGAUUUUCACAUAUUGCAAUUACUUCAUAGAGAGGAGGUCAAAAAGAUCAGCAUGUGGUGGAAAGAUGUAGGUGUGCCAACAAAGCUGACGUUUGCUAGAGACAGGAUAGUAGAACUCUACUUCUGGAUAUUAGGCGUAUAUUUUGAGCCCCAGUAUUCAAGGGCCAGGAUGAUGAUGGUAAAGGUGAUAUCUAUGGUUUCCCUUAUGGAUGAUGUUUAUGAUUCCUAUGGUACAAUGGUUGAGCUGCAACAUUUUACUGGUGCAAUUCAAAGGUGGGACUUCAAGGCUGCUGAUGAGAUGGAGGAAUGUCUACGAGUUGCUUUCCUUGCCAUAUAUCAGACAAUGGGAGAACUUGAAGAUGAAGUGCUCAAGGAUGGCAAGCUUUACCGCAUUGAUUACCUCAGAAGAGAAUUUUCGCAGUUUGAAAAGUUGGCUAUUGUAUACCUAGAAGAAGCCAAAUGGAGAGAUGAAUGUUAUGUACCAUCACUGGCCGAACACCUGGAGCUGUCAAUCAAGACCUCUACUUUGAAUGUUGUUGCUUGUGCCUCAUUCAUUGGUAUGGGAGAAAUAGCAGGGAAGCACUCAUUUGACUGGGUUACAAGUUUUCCUCAAAUUAUCAAAGAUGUAAGCAAGCUUUCUAGGCUCAUGGAUGAUGUUGGGGGUUUUGAGGUUGAUGCAAAGAUGGGAAGAAAACAUGUUGUUUCAACAAUUCAUUGCUGCAUGAAUGAGUUUGGAGACUCACUAGAAGAGGCAAAAGCAAGAUUAUUACAUUUGGUAGAGGAUGCAUGGAAGAACAUCAAUAAAGAGUGUUUACAUCUAACUAUACCAUCUGCUCUACUUGCCAGAGUAGUUAAUUCUGCUUGUACAAUGGAAACCAUCUAUAGAAAGAUAGAUGGAUAUACUGAGCCAAGUUUAUUAAAAAAUUCCAUCUCAUUAUUGUUUGUUCAACCAAUUUAAUGUUGAAGCGGAAAUAUGUUUUAAAACAACAUCCCUACCUUAGUCUAGUAUUGUACAACUUGUUGAAGUUGAUUUGAAGCAGCACGGGUCUCACCUAAUAUGGAGUGCAAGUAUGCAUAGAAGAUUUUAGUAUCUUUAUAUGUAUUAGGGGUCAAAUGAUAGUUGCUUUAUUAUUUACGUGUUUGGUUGGUUAUUUAUGAGCUUGUCAUCAUGGUGUAAUGUCCAUGCUUAAUUAUAGUUCUAUGCAGUAUUUUAUUGGUUGAACGAUCAUGAAGAAAGUUUGUUCAUUUAAAGGAGUCUCAUA